UUCUUUUCAGAUCUUUCUGAGUCCUAAAUUUAAUGAACACAAAAAAUAGUUUCAACAAUAAACUUUCGAAUAUGGCAAAUAUGGGAAAGGGAAACUGGCGGGAAAUCUUGACAAACCACUUAACCUCUAUUGUAUUUUCAAUUAAGAAACAUAUUAAAGAUAAUAUUUAUUUGUUAAAAUGGAAGAUGAAUACAAAGAUGUGUUACCAAUACCGGACAAAUUUGAUUUCCCAUUUCCACCAUAUGAUAUACAACUUCAGUUCAUGCAGAAAUUGUAUUUUGCUUUGGAAAACAGAAAACUAGGCAUAUUCGAAAGCCCUACUGGGACAGGAAAAUCGCUGAGCAUCCUUUGUGGAGCAAUUAGAUGGUUAAAGGAUCAUAACACAUUGAUACGUAAUAAAGUUAACGAAAAAAUCAUAGCACUAGAAUCGGAGAAGCAACAGUUACAGUCAGAGAACACUGAUUGGUUGUCUUCACAGUCUAAAGAAAUAGAAGUAACACGUAUGCUAAAUUCUCUAAAAAUUGAACGGGAUAAAAUUAACAAGUAUGACGAGAAGAUUGAAAAUUUGAAGAAAAUUACACAAUUGAAAUUUGAUAAAAGAAGAAAGUUUUUUAAAAGGGAUAAUAAGGAUGACAAUAAAGAUGAUUUGGGGGAAUUACCCGAGAAAUUUAUUGAUGAUGAAGACAUUUUAUUAGAAGAAUGUAUAGCAAAUAAUGAAGAAGAAUCCUUGUCGGAUGAAGAGGAGGAAAGUAAAUUCCACUCAAUAAAGAUAUACAUCUGCAGCAGGACACACUCGCAACUGUCACAGUUUGUUGGGGAGAUUAUAAAAUCCCCUUACGGUAAAGACUUAAGAGUAGCAUCAUUGGCUUCUCGGCAAACUUAUUGCAUUAAUCCGGAGGUAUCCAAGCUAAAAAAUAUGUCUUUGAUAAACGAAAGGUGCAUCGAUAUGCAAAAAAAAUCCAAAAGCCAGUUAAAAACCGAUGACGAUGGUAAAGUGACAAAGAAACAAAAAGGAUCUACGUGCCGAUGCCCUCAUUUCAAGCAAACAAUGGUUGAAGAACUAAGCAACUGGGCACUCACCGAAGUACAAGACGUGGAAGAUCUCGUGAACAGCGGCAAAGAAUUAAACGCCUGCCCUUAUUACGCCAGUAGGAAAUCUGCGGAGGACGCAGAAAUCGUUUUAGUACCGUACAAUACUAUUUUACACAAAGCAACGAGAGAAGCUAACGGAAUUCAGCUUAAAGGUAACGUUGUGAUAAUAGACGAGGCACACAACUUACUGGAAGCGUUGGCGCAAAUGCACAAUGCCGAUUUGAGUUACGUUCACUUGUAUCAUGCUCUGAACCAACUUAAACGAUACAAAAAUAGGUACAACACUCGUUUUUCUGCCCAGACCUUGUUGACGAUAAAUCAGAUCAUUUUCGUUGUCACUAAACUGUGGCAAAUGUUAGAUAAAACUAGUAAUGUGAAUACGACCGAAAUAUAUACGAUUGAAAAUUUUGUGCUAACGGCACAAGUCGACAACUACAACAUGUUUAAAUUGUAUAAGUUUUGUAAAGACAGCCGAAUCGCUCAAAAGUUAAGAAGUUUUGCUAUAAAAUAUUCCGAAGACGAAGAGGUGUCUGAAAAACCGGCGAAAAAAGGAGUCAAAGACUUUCUAGCAAGUAUAGAAAACAAAAAAGUUAAUACCGACACACCAGAAGCGGAAACUGAAAGAAAAAACAAGUCAAAAAUCACCGUACCACCCGUUAGUAACCCCCUAUUAGCAGUCGUAUCGUUCUUGGAAUCCCUGACGUACUCCUACGAGGACGGUAGAAUUUUGUUGGUCAGAAACACGGAUAAGUUACAGUGUAAACUGCAGUUUCUGCUGUUGAACCCAUCCUCGAGUUUCAACGAUAUAAUUAAAGAAGCGAGAUCCGUUAUAGUUGCGGGUGGUACGAUGAAACCAAAUUCAGAAUUCAGAGAUCGGCUGUUCAUCAACGCGGGCGCUCCCGUUGAUCGGAUAAUGGAGUUCUCGUGCGAUCAUAUCAUCCCACCGGAAAAUAUUUUGCCCGUUAUCGUAACUAAGGGGCCGAAUCGGGAGAAUUUGCUUUUUAAUUUCGAUAACCGGUUGUCUAUGGGAAACAAUUUGAAGGCGAUCAUCCAACGGGUCUGUAAGUCGGUCAAAGGAGGCAUAGUGGUCUUCUUUCCGUCGUACAAAUACGAGAAUUGGGUGUGGCAGCAACUGAAGGACGUAACGUUUGGCAGGCCCGUUUUCAGGGAGCCCCAAACGUCUGGAGCUGUCGAUUCGGUUUUACAGAAAUACGCAGAAGUUAUAAAAAGGCCUUCAAGCAGUGGUGCUCUCUUAUUUAGUGUUGUAGGUGGCAAGUUAAGCGAAGGUUUAAAUUUCAGCGACGACUUGGGACGGUGCGUUAUAGUCGUAGGUUUGCCGUAUGCGAAUAUUACGGCAGCCGACUUAAAAGAAAAGAUGACGUAUUUAGACAGGAAAGAGGGUUCGGGAUCGGGUAAAAAGUUUUACGAAAAUCUGUGUAUGAAGGCUGUUAAUCAGUGCAUAGGGAGGGCCGUAAGGCAUAAAAACGAUUACGCGACAGUUUUAUUGCUGGACGAAAGGUAUAAUCGGGCUUCCGUUAAAAACGCUUUGCCGAAUUGGAUCAAGAGAUCGUUACGAGUGUGCUGUUACGAGGAAGCUUUUAACGCUCUACAGAAGUUUUUCUCAGAAAAGAAGGCAACUUAAUAACAUUUACUGUAUUUUUGUAAAAAAAUUAAAGCAAAACAAAAAUU
Molecule: messenger RNA, 2781 nt
Organism: Anoplophora glabripennis (Asian longhorned beetle)
Lineage: Eukaryota; Metazoa; Arthropoda; Insecta; Coleoptera; Cerambycidae
Product: ATP-dependent DNA helicase DDX11
Exons: 10
Coding region: 179-2734 (851 amino acids)
Biological process (GO): nucleobase-containing compound metabolic process; establishment of sister chromatid cohesion
Cellular component (GO): nucleus
Molecular function (GO): DNA helicase activity; DNA binding; ATP binding
Source: RefSeq, a predicted model, not a curated record